AUUUUGACCGACAGCUCACAUCCAAAGUGGCCACAGCUGCCUCUCCUGACUAUACCAUGCCGGAUACCAUGCCAUCCUCGGCCCAAACGCCAGAAAUAAGCAACAGGAGUCCCAAUGAUCUCACACGCCCCUCGAAGGCCACUGUCACGUGGACAAUGGCCUCGCUCUGCCUAUCCGUCUUGCUAUCGGCUCUCGACCUCACCAUCGUCACUACCGCAAUGCCAUCCAUCGUUGGCACCUUCCAAGCCGCCGCCGGAUACACAUGGGUUGGAGGUGCCUACACGCUCGCCAACGCCGCCGUCACCCCCGUGUGGGGCACUGUCGCCGACAUCUGGGGCCGCAAACCGGUCAUCCUGAUGGCCAUCGCCGUCUUUUUGGUGGGAAGUCUGCUGUGCGCCCUGGCCCAUACCAUGAACGUCCUGCUCGUCGGACGCGUAAUCCAGGGCCUAGGCGGGUCCGGGAUCGGGAUCAUGGUGAAUAUCAUCAUCAGCGAUCUCUUUUCCUUACGGGACCGAGGCCUGUAUCUUGCCAUCACUUCCUUGGUCUGGGCCGUUGGAAGUGCGAUCGGCCCUGUUCUGGGCGGGGUGUUCGCGACCAAGCUUAGUUGGCGGUGGUGCUUCUGGAUCAAUUUACCCGUGGGAGUCAUCUCCUUUGCCGUCCUACUCCUUUGCCUCAAAGUCCCAAGCCCAAAGACGCCAAUGGCAGCCGGACUGAAAGCCAUCGACUGGGCAGGGAUCCUCCUGAUGGUGGGAGGGGCACUCAUGAUCCUCCUGGCACUCGACCUCGGCGACAUAGUCUACACCUGGUCCUCCGCCACAGUACUCUGCCUGCUCGUCUUCGGGGUCCUAUCCAUGGGCCUCUUCGCCGUCAACGAAUACAAGAUCGCGCGCAACCCGGUGAUUCCGUUCCGGCUCUUCUCCUCGCCCACGAAAGCAGCACCCUACGUAGUCUUCGCCUGCAACAACUACGUCUUCAUCGGCCUAGCCUACUACCUGCCCCUCUACGCACAAGCCGUCCUCGGCGCCAGCGCACUCACCUCGGGACUCUACCUCCUCCCACUGAUCGUCUCGUGCGCCCUCGCCGCCGCCGCCGCCGGCCUCUACAUGCAGCAAUCCGGCCGCUACCGCCCGGUGAUGUACAUCGCGCAGGUCCUCCUCCUGCUGGGCACGGGCCUGCUGAUCGGCCUGCACUUCGAGACCGCACUCGCCCGCCUCCUCAUCUUCCAGACCCUGGCCGGCAUCGGCGUGGGGAUGAACCUCGAUCCGCCCAUCCUCGCGGCGCAGGCCGCCACCACCGUGCGCGACACCGCCGCCGUGACCGCGACGAUGAGCUUCGUGCGCUCGCUGGCGACCGCCGUCGCCGUCGUCGUCGGCGGGGUGGUCUUCCAGAACGAGAUGACCGCCGCGCAGGGGGCGCUGGUCGCGCAGCUGGGCGGCGCGCUGGCAAGCGGGUUUGACGGCGACCUCGCCGCCUCGAACGUCGAGCAGAUCGCCCGUCUGCCGGCGCCGCAGCGGCUGCUUGUCCGCAGGACAUACUUCCAGGCCCUCCGUAUGGUCUGGGUCAUGUAUGUCGCCUUCGCCGGGCUCGCGUCCCUGCUCACCCUGUUGAUUCGUGCCCAUACGCUCCGGCGGGAGAACGAGGGGCCCGUGUUGGGGGUCGAUCGCGCACGGCCGGACGGCGCGCCGGCUGAGCCUGGGAAUGAGAUGGAUUCCGUGGGGAGAUCGGAGAAUGUCUCCGGUGGGGAUUGACUGGCUUGGCGAAGUUCCGGUCGCUCGGUUGCAUUGGGGCGAGGGGCUUCCGUACCGCGAUAGCGACCAGGCAGGGCAUAACUCCCACCGAGGGAGGCCGAUAAGCAUCCCCGCUGCCUCUUUUGUAUUCAAAGACUGUGAAAUAUACUUGCUCGACAUAUCACGCACCAUCGCACCCGUAUUCCUUAUCCUUGAGACACAUCCAGAGAUAAGAUAAUGGGUAUUCAUGGAUUUCAACCCCCAACAUCCCACAAACCACCUCCAGUUACUCCACACCCCACAUCCAUACCCCUACCCCAACGUCAGAUAAAUACAACCACCAGCAGCAGCAGCAGCAGCAGCAGCAGCAGCGGCUAAAGCUCCACACUCCAAAUCCCCAGUCCCAAU
This is a messenger RNA of Aspergillus japonicus CBS 114.51, 2135 nucleotides long. RefSeq names its product MDR family MFS transporter. Gene Ontology annotation, molecular function: transmembrane transporter activity. The transcript has 4 exons. Gene Ontology annotation, biological process: transmembrane transport. The record is from RefSeq and is a predicted model, not a curated record. Bases 57 to 1748 code for a protein of 563 amino acids. Lineage: Eukaryota; Fungi; Ascomycota; Eurotiomycetes; Eurotiales; Aspergillaceae.